GAGAAAUGUGUUGACCGUCCUCUGUUGGAUUUUAUGAUAUGUAAUCCGCACAUUAAGACCUGAUAACACACUUUUUAUUAGUAGCCCGCCGAAGACGCUGCUCUCCGGGAUACAAACCGCUCGCAGCGAUGUCGGUGAACCGGUGCGUGUAUUUGUUUUCUCGGCUUCAGCGCCACAUUAACGCCCGGACAAGUCGCAUCACGUCGGGCAGCUGUCAUGUGGCUUCUGGGUCUAGUUUGUUGCAUAAACAACAGGCGGACUCUGUGGUCCACAGCAGAAAUGUUUCGUCUAAAAGCUCGCCUCCUAAACCUCCGGACACCUCGCUGUUCGUCCCCGUCUCCCUGAAGAAUGAUAACGAGGCACAUGGGACUGUGGGGGCCGAGCUGACCCAGCCGCUGGAUAAACAUGAAAUGCUGAAAAUUCUGAACCGGUUUUACAAAAGGAAGGAGAUGCAGAAGCUGGCAGCAGACCAUGGCCUGGACGCUCGACUGUUCCACCAGGCCUUCAUCAGCUUCAGGAAGUACGUCCUGGAGAUGACCUCACUCCCUGCUGAUCUGCACAUCAUCCUCAGUGACAUCUGCUGCGGAGCAGGUCAUAUCGAUGACAUCUUCCCAUACUUCAUGCGCCAUGCUAAGCAAAUCUUUCCCAUGCUGGACUGUUUGGAUGACCUUAGAAAGAUCUCAGACCUCAGAGUUCCUGCCAACUGGUAUCCUGAGGCUCGGACCAUCCAGAGGAAAGUGAUUUUCCACGCUGGACCCACUAACAGUGGGAAAACCUACCACGCUAUCCAACGCUACCUGGCUGCCAAGUCAGGAGUCUACUGCGGCCCUCUGAAACUGCUGGCACACGAGAUCUUUGAGAAGAGCAACGAUGCUAAUGUACCGUGUGACUUGGUUACUGGGGAGGAGAGGACCUUGGUAGACUCGGAGGGUCGAGCCGCUGGUCAUGUAGCCUGUACCAUCGAAAUGUGCAGCGUCAACACACCUUAUGAAGUGGCUGUAAUAGAUGAAAUUCAAAUGAUCAAAGAUCCUUCCAGAGGCUGGGCGUGGACCAGAGCACUGCUGGGUCUUUGUGCAGAGGAGAUCCAUGUGUGUGGGGAGUCUGCAGCCAUAGACUUUAUCAGAGAGCUGAUGUACACCACUGGAGAGGAGGUGGAGGUCCACACCUACCAGCGCUUGACUCCAUUCUCCAUCUUGGAUCAUGCUGUAGAGUCAUUAGACAACCUGAAGCCAGGAGACUGUAUUGUUUGCUUCAGUAAAAAUGACAUCUACUCAAUCAGCAGACAGAUUGAGGUCAGAGGACUGGAAUGUGCUGUGAUUUAUGGGAGCUUACCUCCAGGCACCAAACUGUCUCAGGCCAAGAAGUUCAACGACCCCGAUGAUCCCUGCAAGAUUCUGGUUGCUACAGACGCUAUUGGCAUGGGUCUUAACCUGAGUAUAAAACGGAUCAUCUUCAACAGUCUAGUAAAGCCCAACCUUAAUGAGAAAGGGGAGAAACAGAUGGAGACCAUCAGCACGUCACAAGCUCUGCAGAUUGCUGGUCGUGCAGGGAGGUUUUCUUCCAAGUUUAAAGAGGGAGAAGUUACGACCCUGCACAGAGAUGAUCUGCCUGUCCUGAAGUCGAUCCUGAGCCAAACUGUGGAACCCAUAGAGAUGGCUGGUCUUCAUCCGACUGCAGAGCAGAUAGAGAUGUUUGCCUACCAUCUGCCUGAUGCUACAUUGUCCAACCUUGUUGACAUAUUUGUCAGCCUCUCUCAAGUGGAUGGUCUGUAUUUUGUCUGCAACAUUGACGACUUCAAGUUUCUGGCUGAUAUGAUUCAGCAUAUACCACUGAACCUGAGGUCCCGCUACGUUUUCUGUACGGCUCCCAUCAACAAAAAGCAGCCUUUCGUAUGCACCUCGUUCUUAAAGUUUGCCCGUCAGUUCAGUCGAGACGAACCCCUGACAUUCGGCUGGAUCUGUCGCCACAUCAGCUGGCCUCUGGCUCCUCCCAAAAACAUCAAAGACCUGGUUCACCUGGAAGCCGUCCACGAUGUGUUGGAUCUGUACCUCUGGUUGAGCUACCGGUUCAUGGACAUGUUCCCUGACACGGCCUCUGUUCGGGAAAUCCAGCAGGAACUUGAUGACGCCAUCCAACAGGGCGUCCGAAAUAUCACCCGUCUCAUCAGAGCCAGCGACCCAAACAUCACUGACCCGCUACAGACAGAGAGCAGAGGUCAAAGAGGACAAAAAGGUUCAGGAGGUGUGAUAGGCAGCUCCCUGGCUAGUCGUCUGGUGAGGGACGGCCUGUUGACUCCUGAUUUGCUCAAGCAGCUGCAGAAGGAGUGGUCCAAAGAUCGACAGCCGGAACCCAAUGGAGAAAAUCAAUUUGAUAACAACAAAGGGAAAAGAAAAAAGAAGAAAUGAAGAGACAAACAGUUGCGUGUGGGUCAUUGUCCAAGAUUAGAUCUGUUCUGAUGGGGAUCAGUAACUGAUACAGACCAUAGAUAACGUCUGAUGGUUUGUUUGAAAUGAAUCCGGAUAUGAAACAGUUGAAGACGGUGUGCGCAGUUGUUCCAGCAAUGAAAGCAUCACAGUAAAGAGUCAUCCCCAGCUUUAAAAAUAACAACACCAACAUGACAGAUUGGACACAGUAGCAGAGUCUGGUCGCAUGGGUCUGAACUGAGCUUUAUGUCAGAAUACUAGGUCCUUUAAUUCCUUCUCAUCAUUCAACUGUUUAACUUUGUUCGUUUUCCUUCGACACACAAAUGGACAAACGAGCUACAGCUGGGAAAUGUUUCAAAUUCAAGUAACUGUGAACUACUGGAUCAGGUAUCUGGUGAGAGAUUCUCCCUGUUCUUUCAGUGUGAAUAUACUAAUGCUGCUUGGAAGUUUGUUUUAAAACAGUCAAAUUAGCUGCCAACACACUUAGCCGAGCCCUUGGCUCAGCAGAAAUGGACCCAUUGUGACGGGUCUUUGUGGGGUCGGAGUCUGAGAUAUCACAAACUGACAAGCAACCGGACAAUAUUACACAUCCACACAGUAUCAUAAAUACUGUUUUAGUAGCAUUGUUGAGAGCAGAAAACAUUCUAAAAGGCAGGUCUGUUGUUAUCUUUGCUUUUGUUUUCUUCAUUUCAGAGUGGGAUCAAAAUCAUAGUUUCUAUUAACUUUUCAUCACAGAGCAGAAGAGAACCGAUUGAACUGAGCGACGCCAUGUUUGAGUGAUGAAAUGCCCUAUUUUUGUCUUGUUUGUACAUUUAAGUGAAUGACAUUUGUCAAUAAAAUGCAGUUUUAUCUAUCUUGAUUUCAUGUGUAUAGUGUAAUAUGCAGCUCACACUAAUUGGUAAUGAAAUGAUGCAAACAAAUAUAAAA
Molecule: messenger RNA, 3350 nt
Organism: Stegastes partitus (bicolor damselfish)
Lineage: Eukaryota; Metazoa; Chordata; Actinopteri; Pomacentridae
Gene: supv3l1
Product: SUV3-like helicase
Exons: 16
Coding region: 129-2405 (758 amino acids)
Biological process (GO): mitochondrial RNA 3'-end processing
Cellular component (GO): mitochondrial degradosome
Molecular function (GO): RNA helicase activity; ATP binding; hydrolase activity, acting on acid anhydrides
Source: RefSeq, a predicted model, not a curated record